Messenger RNA from Bradysia coprophila, 2336 nucleotides. It is a transcript of the gene SAK, whose product is annotated as polo like kinase SAK. Gene Ontology annotation, biological process: protein phosphorylation. Gene Ontology annotation, cellular component: nucleus. Lineage: Eukaryota; Metazoa; Arthropoda; Insecta; Diptera; Sciaridae. Gene Ontology annotation, molecular function: protein kinase activity; ATP binding. The record is from RefSeq and is a predicted model, not a curated record.
CAUUGUGGAUUUUUUUUUAAAAGUAAACGAUUUCUAAAUGAAGCGCAGACUAAAAUUUCUUUAAAAUUCCGUUUCGCACGAAACGUUAUUGUUUAUUUCUAUCGUGUAUUUCGUGACCGUUCUUUAAUUUUCGGUAUUUUCUUUUUAAACAGAAAUUUAAUUUACCAUGUACGACAAUAUUUUGUCAUUUCCAAAAACAAUCGAGGAGUAUCAAAUCCUCGAACAAAUCGGAAGAGGUGGUUUUGCUGUUGUUCACCGGGCAAAAUGUUUGGUGACGGGGAGGAUUGUGGCAAUAAAAAUGAUCGAUAAACUACAUGCCAAAGAUGCUAAAAUGCAAAAUGUUGUUAUACGUGAAGUAACAAUACAUGCAGUUCUAAAACACCCAGCUAUUUUGGAGCUAUACACAUAUUUUGCAGACGAUAAGUACAUGUACUUAGUACUGGAAUUGGCUGAAAACGGAAGUUUGAAACAUUUGAUUGAUCGUCGAUUUCGUUUGAAAGAAGAUGAAGCGGCUGACAUUAUCAGCCAAGUGGUGAAUGGACUUCUUUUCCUACAUACAAACAAAAUUCUACAUCGGGACAUUUCAUUGGGCAAUCUACUGCUAACAAGUGACAAUCGCAUAAAAAUUGCCGACUUUGGAUUAGCAACAAAAUUGACUUCUACCGGCGAUAAACACAUGACAAUGUGUGGAACACCGAACUAUAUAUCACCAGAGGUGGUCUCACGAGAUUAUGGACUUCCAACCGAUGUGUGGGGUUUGGGAGUUGUUUUGUAUCACCUGUUAGUUGGUCGUGCUCCAUUUGAAGCAAAUACAAGUGAAAGAGAGGCUAUCAAAUCAACAUUCACAAAUAUUGUGAAAAAGGACCAUGAACUACCUACUUAUCUGUCCUGGGAGGCAAAGGAUUUAAUCGACAGGCUCUUGUGCAAAAAUCAGAACCAGAGAAUCAAACUAGAGGAGGUCAUGAAUCACUCAUUCAUCGCACAGCAUGCAAAGAAACAUUUAAACGGACAUUUGUCCGGCGAUAGUGGUUUGUCGCGGACAUCAUCAUCGCAAAAUGUAUCACAAAACCCGUUCCUUCGGUCUCGAUCUGUCGAUCGACACAACAAUCAGUUAUCAGUGUACUACGAAAAUACAGCACCUGGUCGAACGUCUUCCUCGCUAUACAACUAUGAAGAGGAUGACUAUGCCUGCAAAAACGUCAACGAAUACAUGAGUCCUGCGAGAAAUGUCCCAAGAUAUCGAAGUUUGGAUGUGAUUCCAGCUGGUGAUUGUGCCUUGAACGUAAAAGAUCCAUCUCAAAAUUACCGACACGCUCUGCGUGAUCGGUGCGUGAAUGAUUAUAACAAUCCGUACGACACCGGGCAGAAAAUCGGCAGAGCUUGUCCAGAGAGUCCGAAUUACUUCCAACAACCGCGUUUACAAAGUCCUUUCAAGACGUCAAGCCCAGCUAACGCAAACAAGGAACCAACAACAGAAGAGAAACUGAGUGUAUCGCCGCUGACAACCGCUCAUCUUCCACCAUACGAGUAUAACGUUCAGAAAUUUACUUUCAAAAUUCAAUCGAAUGGUGAACUCAUCAUCGAAAGCCGUAAAGGUAGAAGCAACAAUAUCGACAGUGUCUAUCGAAUAUCCAAUGAUGGUUUGCAAAUUGCGGUGCAUAAGCCGAACGUUCAGAGCGGUUUCAGAGAUUCUGUCUUCACAUACAGCACACUACCUUCAGUUCAUUGGAAUAAAUACAAAAUCGCAGCGAAAUUCAUUACAUAUUUACGUGAGAAAACUCCAAUUGUAACGUAUUAUACACCCACAGCUAAGUGCGAGUUGAUGGUCACACUGAAAGACUUUAAGGUCUCGUUCGAGACUGGGGAAAAAAUUAUUAAAACUGCGUACGACGUAAAACUGAUCGACAGCAAUGGUCAUACAUCGUGGCCCAGUGGUAAAUUAAGUGAAACGAAUAAAAUGCUCUGGGAGCACUACGAAAAAUGUUUGACUGUAUGCCUACGACAAUAUGAAUCAGUUAAUCAAAUGGAACCAUCCGGUUGUUGUUUUCCACUGACAAUGGGUCAAAGACCACAGAACGGUAGAAGCCGAUUGGGUGAAUGUACUCCUCAGACACCACCGAGUAUUUCAUCAUUCGCAUUUUCGACAGACACACCAGCAUCAGCAGUGAGAACAAGAGUACAAAAUCGAAUAAGAUAGCGUCGAUAACGGACACAAUUUAGUUAUAGAUAGUUGCAUUGGUUGUACAGUGCCGAAUUGUAAAAUUAAUUUUCUUUAUUUUAGUGUUCAAUUUCAACGAAGAUGAUGGCUUUAUUGUCAAUAAAUUAUAUAGAUUGUG